Molecule: messenger RNA, 4817 nt
Organism: Leptopilina heterotoma
Lineage: Eukaryota; Metazoa; Arthropoda; Insecta; Hymenoptera; Figitidae
Product: rho GTPase-activating protein 20-like
Exons: 7
Coding region: 1142-4306 (1054 amino acids)
Biological process (GO): signal transduction
Molecular function (GO): GTPase activator activity
Source: RefSeq, a predicted model, not a curated record
AAUAUAAUAAAAAUGUAUUGUAACAAUUUUACAUUUGGUCAUGGAAUUUAUUGUAAUCUUGAAACCGUAACAAUCUUAGUCAGGUUCGAAUUUUUUGGUAGAAAAUGUCCACUACUUUUAUAGGACGAUUGGUCUAAAAGAAAUGAGGUAUUCUCUUAAAAAGAAUAAAUCUACUGAAUGUAUUGUACUUGACAUAGAAAUUGACAAAUUCGUUCUCCCCUUCAUCCUCUAUAAUUCUAUAACUCUUUGCAAUAUAUCCACUGUUGAAUGCCGUGAUAUUUAUGAUUAUAGAUUCACACAUAUGACUCCUAUGAUCUUUCUGAGAUUAAACAUUAUUCAAACUGAGUUAGAACUGUGAAAUUAGUACCGUGACCAGGAUGAUCAGUGUGGCCUUAAGACCCAGUCACUGCACAACCUUGCGACCCUUCGGACAAGUUCGCCUCGAGUCGGAGGCACUCGGAACAACUCGGAAUUUGUCGAGCCAACUCGGAAUUCUUCGGGCAUGCGAGGCCAACUAGUCGACACUCAGGCAGUUUCCAACCGCCUGCCUAAUUCUAUGUAUAACCAGUUUAAUUCUGCUUGCCUGCAGCUGUUGAACGUGUAUAGUAUUAUUUUGCGACUUUCACCAUGUCGUCUUCGUCGUGCGUACAGAAAUACAACAGAGGAGUUAAGACAAAAGUUCGAAUUGAGUCCAGCCAGCUCUGAAGUUGAUUCGGAUUUCAUUUCUUCACCACAAGGAAGUUGCAUUUUAUUUUGAAACUAAAGUCAAGUUAAACAUAUCGAUCCAGUUUGUUGGUUUUCUCUCCGUGAUCUGAUCGAGCGCACGCGUUUUCGAUCACGGGACUAUGACGACGGGAGAAAGGAAUGCAGCCUCGAGUCCUGCAUCCGUAGUAGAUUAGCCUCCCAUGGGUAUGUCACUCUCACAACUCAAGGCAUUCACAAAGUUGUUCUCACAUCAAAAAAGGAAAAUAUAAGCGAUUCAGCAAAGUCCUCUCUCGAUUUAGUGCAAUUAGUGUGAGAUUGUGAAAGAAGACAAAAGAAUCGAGUGUGCUGUUAGAUAGUGAUUAAAGUUGUCACCUCACCUACUCUCGCAUAUAGAGACUAUCGGAUUAUUGCUCAUUUAUGCGGGGUGGACUUGUUGAUGAUGACCAUGUUUGGCACUAUUGUCCAGAGGCUAACAUCACCUGUGACCUCACCGACAAGUGCUCGUCGUCGCUUUAAAUCCCCAUCAAGAUGGGAAAUUCAAAGCGAUCCAGAGGACGACUCCAUUGUGCCGGUGAGAAAAUCGCGUGCAAAACAUAUUUUAGAUAAACGGAGAAGUAAAAGCCGUGCACGUUGUCUUAAUGUUAGUGAACCACAACCUUGUGAGGAUGGCUCUACAUGGCAGGAUAUAGCUUUUCCGCCUUUACGUGGAACUAAGAGUCUCGGUAGACUCGAUGGUACUAAAGAGGUCCAGAGACUUGCAGAGUACGAAAGGUAUUUAAGGCAGGAGGCGAGAAAUCUCACAGAAGACGAAAAUCAAAUUGAAAGUGGAAUCAUCCUUCAACGAAAUCAACUGGAAGGAGACCUCCAUCGCAUUCAAGAAUUGUUUCCUGGAGAUAAUCUGCGACUUCAUGAACGAGAUGUUUUAACAACGAAGAUGAAGAGCAUUCUUCGCAAGAGAAAUGGCGUAAAAACUGGAAGACUAACAAGAGCACUUUCACAAAAAUCACUCAACAACAGCAAUAAUUCUUUAAUAAAUAUUGGAUCUACCAGAACGUUUUUAUUGGAAACUCCAGUACAAUUUACCACAGGAAUGCAGUCCCAAGAAAGACAUCUCUUUCUCUUCUCGGAUGUUCUACUCAUAGCCAAAGCACGUAGUGGAGGUAACUUUAAGUUAAAGCAAUCUGUUAAAAUGAGCGAGCUCUGGUUGACAACAGGCUAUAUAGAUGACGUCGCCGAAACAAAUAAAUCUCAGGAAACAAGUUUCGUACUUGGCUGGCCAACCACAAAUGUUGUCGCUACAUUCAUGACUAGUGCAGCCCGAGAUUUAUGGUGGAGUCGUCUCACGGAGUUAGUAAGAGAAGAGAGCGGGAAGGAACCACCUGAUACGAAUAUUCAAAUUCUUUAUCACGAAAAUGAAGCCAAUAUAGAAUAUAGCAAAACAAUUAUGGUGAGUUCUGAGAUGACAGCAACAACAUGCGUGAAUUUGGCUACACGUCUUCUUGAUCUUCAGGGCUACUUUCAAUUGUGGGCAAGAACAUCAUCAGAUGAUGCGCCGUAUCCAUUGAUAGGUCACGAGAGACCUUUUGCCAUAAAACUAUCUAAUUUACGCCACACACUAUCCACUGAAGAGGGUUUUGAUUUGGAGCAUUGCAAUAAAAGCGGCAACGACACUUGUCACUUCAUUCUCAAGCCAAUCUUGAAGUCGCCAAUAAAGAAACAAAAAUCAAAAAUCACUGGUCUACUGAGGCGAUCACUACCUCUUAAUUCAAAUGUAUUUGGAGUUAGUCUCUCGAGAUUGGAUGACAACGGAUUGCCCAAGCCAGUGUUAGUUAUGUUGCAGCAAAUCUUUGCAAAGGGGCCAUUUACGCAAGGUAUUUUUAGAAAAUCUGCAAACAUUAGAAUUGUCAGAGAACUUAGAGAUCAAAUUGAGUCCACAGGAGAUUCUCGUUGCAUAGAAAAUGCACCAAUUAUAGCCAUUGCAGCUUUACUGAAAGACUUCUUGAGGUCACUGCCAGAUCCUAUACUCACUUCGCAUCUCUUUCCGCAAUGGAUGGAAAGUCUCGAAUCAAAUAAACCGGUACAAACGAUAAAAAGCAUACUGGAUCGCCUCCCAAAGCCAAAUUACAAUUUGCUCUCACACCUAAUCUGCGUGUUGCAUCACAUUGCCAGUCGGUCAAAGCACAAUCUAAUGUGCGCAAGCAAUCUUGGCGUUUGUUGUGGUCCGAGUUUAUUGUGGUCGGUAAAUCCCUCAGUGAAACACAGUCGCACAAUACCAACACUCACCGAGAUGCUAAUCCGCCAUUGCGAGGUGCUUUUUGGAGAAGGAGUCACGCAACUCCUCGGCGAGGAGCGCAACGACAGUGGGGCCGAAGAAAGCACCGACAGUUUGCAUUGUGAGUUUGCCAAGUCUUUCUAUGCGAUUCCAAUAUUUCUUGUGAAAAAGAAUCUCAGCGAUGCUGAUCUUUAUAAACGAUCGAUAGAAACAUUUAUUCGUGCCGUUGCAGCAGGUGGACUAUCUUUGGACAGUUUGGAUCUCACCGAACCCCCACGUAAGGACCACAUGUCUCUGUCCCGAGACUCCGGUCUCACACUCUCUGAUUGCCAACUAUUUAUCCCCGAAUCGCCAGUGGGUUCCGAAGAUUCUGCCGUUAAUGCAAGUUCAACGAAUUUCGAUAAGACACUAAAGGACGAGAAGUCUGUGAAUAAGAGUUAUAUCCGGGUUUACGGUGGUUGGGACGAGAGAAUUAGUUUACAGAAUUCGAUUGAUACGGGAGUUUCCUGCUAUCCGAAUCCGAAUUUUCAGAGGCAAGACUGGCUCCGAGCGCAGCUGAAAAGAACGCCUCGAACUAAACUAGAGGAGAACGAUCCGCGCAAGGAACGUUUCGACGAGAAGGAUAUUUACUCUCAAGAGUAUCAAGACAUGAAGGACAAUAUCGAUAUCCGUAAGGAACUUUAUCAAUCCUCCCAGGUUAAUCUCUCCCAAGACCUUCGGAUGGAUUACGAACGGAAUUUACAGCUCGACGGCUGUACAGACAGAGUUCUCGUUCUCAACGCCGAGAAUGAUACAUUGCUUGCGAAUCGCUACGACUUCAGCGAUUACAAGAAAGUGAAAAGCGAAAUCUACCCGAAUCGCGAAUCACCAAUUUCACAAAACAGCAGUCUUCAUUCAAACAGUGAUAUCUAUGAGUUUAGAAAGGACAGGGACUUUAUAAGUGUCAAGAAGGAAGCAUUAACUAAUCGAUAUGAUUGCGACAAGUCUGAUAGUAUUUACGGUAAUCGGGAGAAUUUAAGUGACACUUACAAUGCAAGGGAGCGAAAGGAAAUUUACACCUUUAAGCAAAGUGAUGCGGUGAAUUACAGCAUGGAGAAUGAUGACUCGAAGAGCAUUUGGUCUGAUACGCCGCCACCGUUACCACCGAGGCUCAAGCAUUUGCCGCCUGUUCACAUGAGUUUCGAGGACAGGCAUAAAAUUGCGGGCAGGUCAAGAUCAUUACCUCCGCCACCACCGCCUUAUCGGCCACCACCUCAACCACGAGCUACAGUGACAAUCAGAAAUCUUGGUUACAGCAGAUCGGUAAAUGACGAUGAAAGCUACGUUUAACGUAGAGCGAAAGAUACUGAGAUCUAUAAAAAUUCAGGGUUGCCACGCAAAUUUCCGGACAUUUACAGGUUUUCCUGGUUACCAUCAGGAAUGUCAGGUGGUAACCAGAAUAUCCUGGAAAUAUCAGGGAAUUUUAGAAAUCUUGAUAAAUCCUAGAAAAGUCGGAAUUUUCAUCGGAAUUCUGGAUAAUUGUGACGCGCUCCUAAGAAAGGUACCUAAGAAGCAAACGAAUUAUAGGUUUGUUGUUCUGACAGUUGGCAAAGCCUCAAGUCAUUUAAGAAGAUCAAUAAUUUUUAAUUAAUAAUUGAUUCUCUUCCUGUAUUUUUACUCGAAAAAAUUGAAAACAUAACCACAGAUUUUUUGCUUCUUAGGUACUUUUCUUCGGAGCUUGACACAAUUGUUGUUUUCUAAAGUUAUUGUGUUUAUACUUGAAAUCUAACUAAUUUUUAGAAUUCAUUUAGAAAAUUUUUAAUUUUUGUGACUUUUUUGUUUGCCUUAUAAACUAGAAAAU